AUGCUGCAAGAUCCAAAUGCUGUUGCUGGUGCCGGAGGUGGAAUUUCCGGUGUGAAUGUUGCUGCCGGAGGAGGCGCAAUGGCUGCUGCUGCUGGUGCUGGUGCUCCGCCACCAAACUUCGCCAUUGAUCCCUUCGAUAGAAAAAAGUUGAAGUGGAUGCGGUGGGUGGAGCGAUUGGAGAAUGCUUUUGUCAUUUACGGCAUCGCCGAUCAAGCGAUGCAGAAAAGUUUGCUGCUGCACCAUAUGGGGUGCGAAACUUACGACGUCGUCUGCGACAAGAUCGCACCAGCUACGCCUCGGAAUAAAACGUAUGCCGAGAUUGUGAACCUUCUCGAGGGAUUUUUCAACCCCCAGCCGCUGGAAAUCAGCGAAAAUUUUCGAUUUAAGUGCCGCCGCCAAGGCGAUAAGGAUGCUGCUUCUCCCGACGAGACGGUCGACGAGUAUCUGGUGGCAUUGCGGCGAAUAGCCGUUACGUGCAAUUUCGGUGCAUAUCUCGAAACGGCCCUGCGGAAUCAGUUGGUUUUCGGUAUCAAACGGAACGAUAUCCGGAGCCGGCUACUAGAGAGGCGACAGCUGACCCUUCAAGAUGCUCGAGACGUUGCUGUAAGCAUGGAGCUUUCCAGGAAAGGAGGUGCGGAAAUUGAAGGGAAUCUGGCCAAGCAAGAGGUAAACGCCGUGCAUCGCCCGACCGGACAAAAAGGUAAACAAGAGAAGCAAAACAAAAUAAACGCUGGGGUGAAGUCUUUUAUUAAAGUGGGGCGAAGUGCGAGCGAUUCUUCUUGUUUUCGCUGCGGGGAAAAGUCGCACUUUGCAAAUACAUGCCGCCAUAAAGACACUGUGUGCUCGUUUUGCAAAUUGAAGGGACAUCUCGCAAAAGUGUGCAUGAAAAAGUCGACCUCCGGGAGGUCGGAUGUAAGCCGCUCCGGGAAGAAAACGAAUGCGGUGCAAACGAACUAUUUGCAUCAGUCCGGUGACGGUGACGAUCGCGGAAGUGCACCAGUGCGGGAGGUGUGCAACGUAGAUGCAAGAUCCGGUAGUGCUCGUUUCCUGUUGGACGUACUAGUGAACGGGAAAAACAUUCGGUUCGAAGUGGACACUGGAUCGCCGGUCAGUAUCGUAAGCGCGAAAUGCAAAGACAGAUAUUUUUCUGGACUACGAAUGCGUGAUUGUAGCACAAAUCUCGUGAGCUACUGCGGAACCAGUAUCGAAGUUCUGGGUAUAAUCGACACGCGGGUCGAAUACGGCGGUGAAAAAGUUACGUUACCGUUGUACGUUGUGCAAUCCGAAAAACAUCCACUUCUCGGGCGCGAGUGGUUAAAUACGAUUCCGGUCGACUGGAACACCGUGUUCCACAAUCGCGGCGCAGUGAAUGCGAUUUCGAAUGCUACUCCCUCGCGCACGGCUGCUCUCAAGCAGAUACUGGAAAGAUUUCCGAAAGUGUUCGACGACUCCAUCGGGAAGAUCUGUAGUGUUCAAGCCAGCCUACCGUUGAAGAAGAAUGCCAGGCCGGUGUUUCUGAAGGCGAGGAAGAUUCCAUUCAAUCUACAGAAGACGGUGGAAGAUGAAUUAGACAAGCUUGAAGCAGAAGGUGUGCUAACGAAGGUAAACCAGAGUAACUGGGCUACGCCGAUCGUUCCAGUGAAGAAGUCCCAAGGCCGUGUGAGAAUUUGUGGGGACUAUAAACAAACGGUCAAUCCAAAUCUUCUCGUAGACCGCCAUCCACUGCCUACGGUGGAUGAACUUUUCGCGUCGUUAGCUGGAGGACAGAAAUUUUCCAAAAUUGACCUCGUGCAAGCAUAUUUGCAGCUUGAAGUAGCCCCGGAGGACAGGGAAAUACUUACCUUGAGUACGCAUCGUGGCUUGUAUCGUCCAAACCGACUCAUGUACGGCGUCGCGUCGGCGCCAGCAAUCUGGCAGCGUCAGAUAGAAGUGAUUCUACAGGGAAUCGAGGGAGUGCGAGUGUUUCUCGACGAUAUAAAGGUCACGGGACCGAGCGAUGAAGUGCAUCUUCGGCGUUUAGAAGAGGUUCUCCUGAGGCUAGACCAACAUGGUAUUCGAGUAAAUAAAGAGAAGUGCGUAUUCUUUGCGGAGCAGAUCGACUAUUGCGGAUAUGCCAUCGAUAAGGAAGGAAUCCAUAAGAUGCAGGAGAAGAUUACAGCGAUUCAAGAUAUGCGUCAGCCAAAGAACAAGGACGAAGUCCGGUCGUUCGUUGGCCUGAUUAACUACUACGGAAGAUUCUUUGAGAACCUCAGUACGGUUCUUUAUCCUUUGAACAACCUUCUGAAAAAUGAUGUGCCGUUCAAGUGGACAAGGCAGUGCGAAGUAUCAUUCAGAACCGUGAAGAAACAAAUGCAGUCGAAUAGUUGUCUUGUUCAUUAUUCGCCGGAACUACCGUUGCUUCUUGCAACCGAUGCGUUGACCUAUGGUGUUGGUGCGGUGCUUAGACACCUAAUGCCGGACGGAACGGAGCGUCCGAUACAAUUUGCUUCUCAAACGCUCAACCGAGUUCAACAAAAGUACAUGCAAGUUGACAAGGAGGCUUAUGCCAUCAUUUUCGGCGUCAAGAAGUUCUUCCAAUUCUUGUACGGCCGGAAGUUCACGCUUAUCACUGACAACCAAGCAAUAUCCAAAAUAUUUGGAGAACACAAGGGGCUGCCGGUAAUGUCCGCCAUUCGAAUGCAACACUAUGCAACAUACCUGCAGUCGUUCGACUAUGAGAUCCGUUUCAGGAAGUCUUCUGACCAUGCUAAUGCAGAUGCAAUGUCCCGAAUUCCUCUGGAUGAAGCGGAUCCGGACAAUUUGAUGGAGGAAGCUGAUGUCAUCGAGUUGAACCAAAUUGAAACACUGCCGCUGACUGCUGCAGAACUUGCCCAGGCCACAGCUGAAGAUAAGACGGUGCGGAAUCUCAUCCAAGGGAUCAAGUAUGGACAACCAGUGGAUGGUAAGGAACGUUUCGGAGUGGAUCAGACCGAGUUCUCACUCCAGAAAAGUUGUUUGCUACGCGGUAUACGGGUCUAUGUUCCACCUGUGUUACGAAGAAGAGUGCUGGAAGAAUUGCAUUGUACCCAUUUCGGUACGACACGGACAAAGUCCUUAGCCAGAGCCUACUGCUGGUGGGUAGGAAUGGAUCACGAUAUAGAGGAGAUGAUAUCCAACUGUGCCGAGUGUCAAUCGGUCCGACCCGAUCCAGUGAAAACCAGAAUGCAUUGUUGGGAAACGCCGACGAUGCCGUUCCAGAGAGUCCAUGUGGAUUUUGCUGGACCUUUUCAAGAUACCUACUUCUUCAUAUUGGUUGAUGCGUACAGCAAGUGGCCGGAGAUUAAAGUGUGCAAGUCUACUACUGCGGAGAGUACGGUGAUGAUGUGUCGAGAAAUAUUCGCUACAUUCGGAAUUCCAUCGGUGCUAGUUAGCGAUCACGGAGUGCAAUUCACUUCGGAGGCGUUCCAACAGUUUUUGCGGAUGAACGGCGUAGUGCACAAAAUGGGAGCUCCAACUUUCAAACAAAAGCUAAAAGCUAUGAAGUGCCCGAAAUCCGAUUUCAACAUGGAGAUCUCGAACAUCCUGCUGACAUACCGGAAGAUGCUGCAUCCUUCCACAGGUCAAUCGCCGUCCAUGCUGAUGUUCGGCCGUCAAAUCCGGUCGAGAAUCGACCUCAUGCUACCGAAGAACGAGCCGACUUCUACGAAGGAUAUUGCAGUACGACUGUUCAAGGACGGAGACCGCGUUCGUGUGCGAGACUUCCUUUCGCGAGACAAGUGGAAGUUCGGGAAGAUCGUGGAGAAAGCUGGUAAACUGCGGUACCUGGUCCGCCUAGAUGACGGAAGAGUUUGGGAACGCCACAUUGACCACAUCGCUGGAGUAGGUGCGCAUUUGCGUGAAGAAUUGGUGAACACUCCUAGGGAGGAGGUGAACACUGAACGAAUGGCCUUUACGGUUCCUGUUUCUGCUCCGGUGGCAACUGCUAUCGAGCCUGCUGGUGAAGUGGCUGUUGCCGCCCUCGAGUUCUGCGGCGACCAGGACGCCCCAAUCAGCAAAUAG
Messenger RNA from Armigeres subalbatus, 4038 nucleotides. RefSeq lists its product as uncharacterized. Gene Ontology annotation, biological process: DNA integration. Lineage: Eukaryota; Metazoa; Arthropoda; Insecta; Diptera; Culicidae. Gene Ontology annotation, molecular function: nucleic acid binding; zinc ion binding. The record is from RefSeq and is a predicted model, not a curated record. The transcript is spliced from 3 exons. The coding region runs from base 1 to 4038 and encodes 1345 amino acids.